Molecule: messenger RNA, 525 nt
Organism: Fusarium pseudograminearum CS3096
Lineage: Eukaryota; Fungi; Ascomycota; Sordariomycetes; Hypocreales; Nectriaceae
Exons: 2
Coding region: 1-525 (174 amino acids)
Molecular function (GO): zinc ion binding; nucleic acid binding
Source: RefSeq, a predicted model, not a curated record
AUGCCUCCACGACACCAAACACUUCCAGCGGCACAGACCGCGGCUGCGCGUGAAGCGCAAAAGUCUUUCUACUGCCAGCUCUGCUCCAAAGGCUAUUCAAGGAUGAAUGACUAUGAAGCUCAUCUCGGCAGUUAUGACCAUAGUCACAAACAGCGCCUUAAGGACAUGAAAGCCAUGGUUCGCGACCCCAAUGCAGGCUCACGUGCGCGUAAGGCAGAGGCCAAAGCCGAUGGUCUCAUCAGCAUCAAGCUCCCCGGCCAGGAAGCUGCUACAGGCACAGCAGGCGGAGGCGGAGGCGGAGGCUUCAAGAAAGGCGGCUUCAAGAAGAGUGGCUUCAAAAGUGCUUUCACCAAAGUCGAAAAUAGCGGAUCGGGAUCAACAUCGUCAACUACUGAGAAGCCCAAGCCAACUAAUGCGCUUGAGCCUACACCGGUCAACCCUGGUCUCCAGAAAAACCUCUCACCAGAAAGCGACACCGAAGACGAGGGCUACGAGGUUUACAACCCGCGGUUUCCUACGGACUAA